Pygocentrus nattereri (red-bellied piranha) is the source of this 2764-nucleotide messenger RNA. It is a transcript of the gene nap1l1, whose product is annotated as nucleosome assembly protein 1-like 1. The record is from RefSeq and is a predicted model, not a curated record. Gene Ontology annotation, molecular function: histone binding; chromatin binding. The transcript is spliced from 16 exons. The coding region runs from base 183 to 1352 and encodes 389 amino acids. Gene Ontology annotation, cellular component: nucleus; chromatin. Lineage: Eukaryota; Metazoa; Chordata; Actinopteri; Characiformes; Serrasalmidae. Gene Ontology annotation, biological process: nucleosome assembly.
AGCGCGCUCCCUUUUUUACCGCCAUCAGAGCGGCGCGAGAGAGACACGCAGAUCCAGGCUGAGGGGCAGCGAGAGUGACCGAGUCAGAGUCUCCGAGUCCGGCCUCAGUCCGCCUUCAUCUCCGCUUAAAGACACAGACGCGCCGCUUCUCCGCGCCUCAGCUCUAGGAAUAACAGUGAAACAUGGCAGACCUUGACAAUAAAGAGCAGGCUGAGCUGGACCCAGCUGAUAUGGAAGAUGUUGAGGAGGUUGAGGAGGAGGAGACUGGAGAAGAUGUUAACAGUAAAGAGAGGCAGUUGACUGUGCAGAUGAUGCAGAACCCUCAGAUUCUGGCAGCUCUGCAGGAGCGACUGGACGGCCUUGUGGGUUCUCCCUCGGGGUACAUGGAGAGCUUACCAAAGGUAGUGAAGAGACGUGUAAAUGCACUUAAGAACCUGCAGGUGAAAUGUGCCCACAUCGAGGCAAAGUUUUAUGAAGAAGUUCAUGAGCUGGAGAGGAAGUAUGCUGCUCUGUACCAGCCUCUGUUCGACAAGAGGAGUGACAUCAUCAAAGCUGUGUAUGAGCCCACAGAUGAAGAGUGUGAGUGGAAACAGGAGGAGGAGGAAGAGCUGACAGUAAGUAAGCAGGUACAGGAGGAGAUGAAGGAGAAAGCUAAGCUGGAGGAGGAAAAAAAGGAUGAAGAAAAAGAGGACCCUAAAGGAAUCCCUGAAUUCUGGCUUACUGUCUUUAAGAAUGUGGACCUGCUCAGCGAAAUGCUGCAGGAACAUGAUGAGCCAAUCCUCAAGCACUUACAAGACAUCAAAGUCAAAUUCUCUGAUGCAGGCCAGCCAAUGAGUUUCACAUUAGAGUUCCACUUCGAACCCAAUGACUUCUUCACAAACACAGUUCUGACCAAAACCUAUAAGAUGCGAUCUGAGCCAGACGAGUCAGAUCCAUUCUCCUUCGAUGGGCCAGAAAUUAUGGGCUGCACAGGGUGCACGAUCGACUGGACCAAAGGCAAAAAUGUUACAUUGAAAACCAUCAAAAAGAAGCAGAAGCACAAGGGUCGUGGCACAGUCCGAACGGUUACAAAAACGGUCCCCAACGAUUCUUUCUUCAACUUUUUCUCUCCUCCUGAAGUACCUGAGAGUGGGGAGCUGGACGAGGACUCUGAGGCAGUCCUGGCAGCUGACUUCGAGAUCGGUCACUUCAUCCGUGAGCGCAUUGUUCCCCGAGCCGUUCUCUACUUCACUGGAGAGGCCAUCGAGGAUGACGAUGACGACUAUGAUGAGGAGGGAGAGGAGGCUGAUGAUGAGGAGGGAGAGGAGGAGGCAGAUGAAGAGAACGAUCCAGAUUAUGAGCCGAAGGUGUAAAUGGUGUCUGUAGAAAUAACCCAGUCCUGAAGGAUGCCAACCCCCCAGCAGAGUGUAAGCAGCAGUGAUGGAGCUCCACCGUGGUUGGGAUUCCACUGCACUGUAACGGCUUUCGAAAACAUAGUUCCUUACCGCCUUAUAAUGUUUUGUAUUUUUCUUGGUAGAAAUAAUUGAGAAAUUACAGUUUUUGUUACAAAAAAACACACUCAUUAAUGGAGCUGUGGCUCGUUCAUCAUUUAGUAUUUUACUAGACCCGUUUUUGUUUGCUUUUUUUUCCUUCUGUAAAAUAGUUAGAAUGCAGAGAAAUCCCUCAAACGCAUGACUCGUUUCUUCACUGCUAAAGUAGUUGGGUUCUUGUGAUGUCUUUUGUUGUAUUGCUCUUAGACAACAGCUGUGGGAAGAUUGUUUUGAGGCAUGAUUAAGGAAGACAAGUAACCAUUCCCCCUCUUUAUGCAGUUUAAGGUGCAUGAUGAAGGAAAAUGCAUCAAGUUAAUGUUUUGGGACAUUCCAAUGUGCUAAAUUGCUUGGUUCAGCAAGAAUUGAUAACAUUAUUAGUCUGAAUGUGCAAGGACAAGUUAAAGUAUCACAUUCCAGCCUAAUGGGGAAUUGGCUCUGCCUCUUUAGCUAAGGGGUGGAGCCAAUAGCUAUAGCACGACUUGACUCUUCUGCAGCUCAAUUCCGAAUGGCUCCCUAUUGCACUUCCCAGUGCUGUUUAAUUGCAGAUGGCAUUAUUUCAUGCCCUAUAUAGGGAUGAGGUAAAUAGGGGGUAUUUGAGAUUCAGGCUAUUUUAGCACUUUUAAUUGUCAUGUGCCAAUGGCAUCUUCAUGUGUAGCCUGUGUCUGAGCUCUGAGGGGAUGUUUUGGUACAAAUUUUCACACUUUUGCUUUAUUCAACUUGGGUUAACUGAUGGGAUACGGGUGGGGACCAGUUUAACCCAGGUUAACAUGCAAAGACGACAGUUAAUUAAGACUGUGUUGAAUUAGCACUUUGAGCAAUCAAAAUUUGCAGAUGUCAAUUUAGCACUAGCUUUUGCUGUGCAGGGCUGGACCAAUUAAAACGAGGCAGAAAACGAGCUGGUUUUGACUAAACGGUUCUGAUUUAGCUAACUUUGACUGUUUUUGAAGCUUGUUCAGUUGGUGAUGACCCAGCCUCAGCAUAGCAAGUCUAUCACUGUGAAGGGGUCUGUGUACAAGUGUGAAAUGUACAGUCAGGUUUUUGUAGCCUGGUCUCUGUUGUAGCCCGGCAGAAAGAGCAAUAGCGCCCCUUGGAGCCGGCCCCGAUGCCCUUUUGUAGCCUCUGAACAGUGAGUGCACACUGCAGCUGUUGUCAAAGUGAAAUGCCAUGCUACAGAUACUAAUGUACUCAAUAACUGUUCGUGGAUGUAUAUUCAUGAAAUAAAUGGGUUAAACGUG